CGAGAGAGUGACACGACACCGGUAGUCUGGUGAAGAUAAAACAAAAAAUUACAUCUACAGGUAUACUCUAGAUAAUAAAAUAAUGUUACCGCUUCAUAAAGACGAUGGUAGCUACCGACCUGGUUGGAGGAUCAAAGAAAAAUUCAUGGGAUGGAUGAGGUUGAUAUUUUCGGAGAAGACUUCAAGAAAUAUUUUUUUCUUUCUUUUACUGAACUUAUCAUUUGCUUUUGUGGAACUCCUGUAUGGGGUUUGGACUAAUAGCCUUGGGCUGAUUUCCGAUUCCUUCCAUAUGUUUUUCGAUUGUACGGCCUUGUUAGCGGGAUUGGCAGCUUCAGUUAUUUCCAGAUGGAGGGCAAAUGAAUCAUUCUCUUAUGGGUAUGUGAGGGCUGAAGUUCUGGCUGGCUUUGUGAAUGGGCUCUUCCUGCUUUUCAUUGGAUUUUUCAUUUUCUCUGAAGCUAUUGAGCGUUUAGUGGAGCCUCCAGAGGUUAAACAUGAGCGUCUUUUUCUGGUGUCGGUUGGUGGAUUCAUUGUGAACAUGAUAGGAAUAUUUGCGUUCCAACAUGGACAUGGACAUUCCCAUGGAGGAGGAGGUCAUGGGCAUUCACAUGGAGGUCAUGGACAUAGUCAUGGUCUGGGUCUAGAUUCUCCCGAUUCUGAUUGUUCUAAGGAUGAAGGUCAUGGUCACUCUCAUGGGGACUCGGGUCAUGGUCACUCUCAUGAAGGAAAAGGUCACGGUCACUCCCAUGGGGGAGACAGUCAUGGACAUUCUCACAACACAGCCAAGGCAUCUCAAGCACAAAUCAUGCAGGGUGUUUUUCUACAUAUACUGGCAGACACUCUAGGCAGUGUAGGAGUGAUAAUCUCCUCCUUACUUAUAUAUUACUUUGGCUGGAUGAUAGCUGAUCCUCUGUGUUCCAUGUUCAUUGCUGUCCUUGUUACAAUAAGUGUCUUGCCUUUGUUAAGAGAUUCUGUUGGGAUAUUAAUGCAGAGGACUCCCAGAGAAUUAGACCAUGUGUUGCCCGGUUGUUAUCAAAGAGUCUCACAGUUAGAAGGGGUAUACAGUGUACAGGAGCCUCACUUCUGGACUCUGUGUAGUGAGGUGUAUAUAGGGACCAUCAAGUUAGAGGUAGCCAUGAAUGCCGAUACUCGAUACAUUCUAAGUCAAACGCACAACAUUUUUACUCAGACUGUCAGCCAUGAACAAUUUUCCAAAACUCUGAGAAGCAAACUCCUCAAUUUGAUGACAGUAAUUGUUAAUCUGUCCCGCCAAAAGCAGGCUGUCCAGACGGGCUGGAGUGGGGAUCGGCUUGAAGAUCUUGUUGAUAUCUUCCUCAGGAAGUGCGGUAUCUCCUUUCGAUAUUCUCUGUUGGUUCUCCUGUUGCUAUAUGAAGCCAUGGGUAUCAAACGCCAGAAGCAAGUACGGAAAUCAUUAGCAUUUUACAAGAAAAACUUUGGAUACUCUCCCCCAUACUAUGUUUUAGUGGACGGCACAUUUUGUCGAGCUGCAUUAAAACAGAAAAUCAACAUCAGAGAACAGCUUCCUAAAUAUCUAGAGGCAGAGGUCAACAUCUGUACAACACAAUGCAUUCUUGAUGAGUGUGAAGCCUUUGGUUCUGUUUUAUAUGGACCCCUAAAAAUACUUCAACAAUAUCAGAAAGCCCCAUGUGGACAUUCAAAAAGCAUCAAAGGGGCAGAUAAAUGCAUCCAGCACACAACCAAGAAGACUGUAAAGUAUAUAGUAGGAACACAGGACCCUGUCUUAAGGGAAGUCUUACGGAACAGGACAGGACAGCCGAUUCUCUUCAUAGCUUUCAAUGCGAUAAUGUUAGAAAAUCCAUCCACAGCAUCACUUAUGGCAGCAGAAAAGAAAACAGAAACUGAAUUAAAACCGACCUCACACCAACAGACUGUGAUACAAAAACUAAAAAUACAAACAUUUGGAGAUGAGAAGGAGGUUGUAAAGAAAAAGAAGAAGAAAGUGAAGGGGCCAAAUCCACUUUCAUGUAAAAAGAGUAAAAAAAAGAAAACUGAUAUAAAACCUAAAACUGGUUCAGAAGAAACAAAGAAACGCAAGAAAAGGAGGAAAAAACACAAGUCUGCUCACACUACUGAAGCUGUGUUAUAGACUUUUGAACAAUUGAUCCAAACUGAACAUGACAUGAUUUAAUACAGUGAGACACAUACUGUACUGUUUAACUGGUAGUCAUUUUUACACUUUCCUAAUAAACUCUGUCCAAAGAUAUCCUCA
Magallana angulata is the source of this 2248-nucleotide messenger RNA. RefSeq names its product zinc transporter 7-like. The record is from RefSeq and is a predicted model, not a curated record. Bases 83 to 2125 code for a protein of 680 amino acids. Gene Ontology annotation, cellular component: membrane; Golgi apparatus; small-subunit processome. NCBI's taxonomy places the organism in Eukaryota, Metazoa, Mollusca, Bivalvia, Ostreida, Ostreidae. The transcript is spliced from 14 exons. Gene Ontology annotation, biological process: intracellular zinc ion homeostasis; transmembrane transport; zinc ion transport. Gene Ontology annotation, molecular function: zinc ion transmembrane transporter activity.